Molecule: messenger RNA, 5800 nt
Organism: Cydia strobilella
Lineage: Eukaryota; Metazoa; Arthropoda; Insecta; Lepidoptera; Tortricidae
Product: probable ATP-dependent DNA helicase HFM1
Exons: 23
Coding region: 1-5766 (1921 amino acids)
Molecular function (GO): nucleic acid binding; ATP binding
Source: RefSeq, a predicted model, not a curated record
AUGUUUCCAACAGUUUCACAGUUGGAUGGUUUUACUGAUGUUUUCGGUGAAACAAUUGAUGAAGUUGCUGAUGAGAACUUCUCGCAACCUCUUUCUUUACCUACCACGUCUGAUACUCCUGAAUCUAACGGAAUUAAUUCGAAUGAGGUGGAAACUAUUCGACCUGCGAAACAUACUGGUCAACAUGGAGAGUUUAGGAGUGUCGAAGAAAUACAUCCGAAAUAUAGGUGUUUAUUUACGUAUCCCUAUUUCAAUUUGGUGCAGUCUAGGAUCAUAGAAGAUGCCUUAUAUUCAGAUAAGUCGCUGGUGGUAUGCGCCCCAACAGGCUCGGGGAAGACCGUGGUAUUCGAACUGGCCAUUCUACAGCUACUUAUGCAUAUGGAAGACACACAUAAUAAUGGAGACUUCAAGAUCAUCUACAUGGCACCAGUAAAAGCGGUAUGCAACGAACGCCUAACGGAAUGGUACCCGAAGCUUACGAAAUUAGGGCUCCUCUGUAUUGAAGUCACUGGCGACACGGAAGUGGACUUCUCGCAACUAAGUCCAUACAGGGUAAUAAUAACCACGCCAGAAAAAUGGGACAUGCUGACCCGUCGCUGGCGCGACCACCGCGGGUUGGUCGAGAUGAUAAAGUUAUUCCUCAUCGACGAAGUGCACAUACUCAACGAUGAAACCAGAGGACCCGUGUUAGAAGCGGUUGUUAGCCGAAUGAAGACGGUUGAGUCGGCAGCUCAGUCAGCGCACCGUAUAGAGCAACUCCAGCAGCAGUAUCAAGGAGCUGAGCCUACUUGUAGCGUUCCUCCGAGCAUCAGAUUCGUUGCCGUUUCUGCCACGGUCAGCAAUCCUGAAGACGUAGCCGAUUGGCUUAGGACAGACGAGAAACCUGCGGUAUUUCAUAGAUUUGGAGACGAAUGCCGUCCAGUAAAGUUAAAGCGAAUAGUGGAAGGUUAUGCAUGCGCUGAAGGUACCAGCAUAUUUAAAUUUGACCUCAUCCUGAACUACAAAUUGUGGCCUAUCAUCCAGAAAUACUAUGAUGGGAAACCUACUCUGAUAUUUUGUAACACGCGGAAGAGCGUCGCGCUGACUGCAGAAGCUUUGUCAAGAGAGGUGACCGUCAGUUUUAGUCCCGAACAGAAAGCGAAGCUCACGGCGCUAGCUUCUACUUUGAAAAAUAAGAAAUUACAGAUGCUGGCAAUGAGCGGUGUUGGAUGCCAUCACGCAGGAUUGCUGUAUGAAGAGAGAAUAAACAUCGAACGUGCCUUUCGCAACAGAGACCUACCCAUACUCAUCACUACUACUACUUUAGCAAUGGGCGUGAACUUACCAGCUCAUCUUGUGAUUGUGAAGAAUACUCAGCAAUACGUAAAUGGAGCAUAUCAGGAAUACAGCAUCAGCACAGUUCUGCAGAUGGUGGGACGCGCCGGGCGCCCGCAGUUCGACACGGAGGCCACCGCCGUCAUCAUGACCCGGCUACAAGACAAGCCCCGUUACCAAGCACUCGUGGGCGGCAGCGAGCCCCUACAAAGCUACCUCCACAAACGCUUAGCAGAAAACCUGAACAGCGAAGCUGCACUGGGCACUGUCACAGAUGUAGCCCAGUGUGUAGAGUGGCUCCGCUCCACUUUCCUGUACGUCAGAGCAGCCAAAGAUCCGAAGAGAUACCUGGGAUUGCCACCGGGUGCCCCGCAGCAACUUAUUUUGAAGAAAAUUGAAGAACUAUGCGUGAAAGCCAUGAACAGUUUAGCGAGCUCGGGCCUGAUUACAAUGGAUGAGGCCUGCUUCAUAGAAUCCACUGAAGCUGGGCGUUUGAUGUCCCUGUUUUAUAUGGACGUGGAAACCAUGAAGAACAUUAUGAAGAUCGAAGGCUCAGAAACUCUCGAGCGCCUACUGUAUAUCGUCUGCGAAAGCCACGAACUUGCGGAUAUGCACCUCCGCGUAGACGAGCGGAGGUGCCUUAAUCUACUGAACAGGAAUAACAAGGCAGCAACAAUCAGAUUCCCAAUGAAGGGAAAAAUAAGUACUAGACAAAUGAAGCUGAAUUGCAUCAUCCAGGCUACUUUAGGAUGUCUGCCCAUCCCCGAACCAGCGUUGAACCAAGAAGCUAUAAAAGUCAUGAGAACGGCAUCCAGGGUCUGCAAAUGUUUAGUGAAAUGCAUAACACGUCCAGAACUUCCCCCACAACCUAAGACCUUCUCAGCCGUUUUAAACUCGAUCAUCCUAUCCAAAUGCAUCGAGGCGCAUCUGUGGGAGAAUUCUCCAUACGUUAGCAAGCAGCUGAAGGGCAUCGGGCCUACGUUCAGUACGCUACUGGCUAGCGCUGGGGUUACAAGUUUUAUGCUGUUGGAGGAAAGUCAUCCUAGAGACUUGGAAAGGAUAAUGAACAAAGGCCCACCAGCCGGAAACAUAAUACGAAAGCAAGUCAGCCUCCUACCGAAAUAUAAAUUAACCGUAACACCAAUCGACGCCCGAUCAGUAACCAUUCAACUGAUGCUGCUAAAUCACAAUCAUCUAUCUGAGAACAUGGACCAGCUUACAGCGGGCGACAGCCAUAAGAGUUACUUGAUCGUUGGGGAUUCGGAAAACUAUCUGUUGUUGCUGACUCAAUUCACUGAUAAGGACUUCAUAAGCGUCUAUGAUGGAACAAUGAAAUAUGAAGUUACAAGAAAACUCCAAAGUGAACAUAAAAUAUUGAUCCACUGCGUGAGUUCUGUCAUAGUUGGCAUCGACGUGCAAGCUGAUUAUUUAUUUCUUGACUUGGAACCGCAAGCACAACGUGAAAGUGACCAUGCUCUUUGGUCUAAUUCAAACACACCCAGGACAAAUUUUGCAUCAAAGCAAACUGCCAUCACAGAUGUAUACAAAGAACGAAAGCGGAAAAACGAUUCUGACAUUACGCAAUGUAAAGAAAAAAAGAAACGAGAAUUUACUUUGACACAAAAACUUAAAGCACUAAAAGAGUCGUUUUGUAAAACUUCAAAGACGUUAAAAACUGAUAUAGAUAAAACAGUAGAAAUGUCGAACAAAGUUAUACAUGACUUGCUGGACGGCAGAAAUAGGCCCCGAAUUCCAGAGAAUAACCAAGUAAUCACUGAAGUAGCUGAUGAAUUUCCUACGGUUGAUCUAACAAAAGGCAUUAUAGAUGGCUCAAAUAAUAGACCCAGUUUUUCAGAAAACAGUCUCGUAGUGGAGUAUCCAACUGUAGAUCUCACUAAAAAUGUAGUAGCCGACCAAUUGGAAGAAUUAACAAUUGAUGAGAACUAUGACUACAAUGAUUUACAGAUUGACAGUAUAUUCAACAGUAUAUUCAACAAGAUAGAAUCUGAAAUUUCAGCGAAUGAUCCUAUUUCUAAUAAUAUGCAAUAUAAUAAUGUUUCUGAUACUAAGGUUUCAAAGCAGCCUUAUGUACAUUUUAAUGCGAGACCAAUGGCAGAAGCUCAAAAAGUGGAACUGAAAUAUAGGAAUAUGAAUAACACACAAUAUUUGACAAAUAAAUGCAGCCGAUGUGCUAGAAACUUCAAUAAACGUAAAAAUUUAAAAUCCAAUUUCAGUGUUUUAGAUUUAAUAGAAAAGAAAGCGAACACUGCUGAUGACAACAUUGAAAAGAAUUUUGACAAAAGCAUUGAUAGUGGAUUUUCUGAUGCAAUUAAAUCUCAAAUAAAUAAGUUCUUACAGCGGGUACAAAAUACAACUAAACCUAAAAGGCCAGUAAUAGAUGAGCUGCUUGAUAAUUCAAUGGCCGAAAAACUACCAGAAGUAUUUGUCGACGGUUAUAGACAAGAAAAUACUACUUGCAGCAAAUCAAACAAUGAGAUACAAUGUGGCGAAAUAAAAAUUCAGGCUAAAGAUAUGCCGCAAAACGUUGAUAAAUGUACAUAUGAACAACCUGAUGUAAAUGAUGAAAACUAUGAUUUUGAAGAAAAUCUCGACUUACCAGAAGUACAUUUUAAGACUGUACAAUUUAUAGAAUCCAAUCAAUAUGAACGAAAACAUGAUCAAACCUUCGACAAUAGAACUGUAGAAUAUGACAAAAUGGAUAUUUAUGACAAUAAACAAGAAACGAAUAAGCCUGACGAUAGUAAUAAUUUUAACGCAAUAUAUCCACCUGUGCCUCUAAAUACUAACUUGAAACAUAAGCCAAUUUCAAACCAAAACCUUGCGCUUGCUUCUAAUAUUACGAGAGAUAAUAGCAUACUAGGCAAUCCAUUGCAAACUACGACAAUAAAUGAGUCAAAACAAAAGAACUCAGAAAAAGCUAAUGUGACUCCUGAGCUAACUUUAGAACUGAACCAAUAUGCAGAAAACCAAGCACAUAGCAUUGACUAUGGCGCAAAUAGCGCCAAUUUGGUUUUAAUAGACCAAAUUAGAGCUAUAGAUGCUAGUAAUGAUUUGAGGAAAAACGAAAAUUUGACGAGGAAUAUUAAUCGUCCUUGUGAUUAUUACAAUGUCCCAAGUGUAGGUAAUAAAAAAUCUUGCCCUCCGGAUAUAAAACAAGUUAAACAAGAAAAGCAUGAAAAUUUUAACAAUCAAAAGGAAACCUAUUUUAACCGAUUCUCUUACACUGCAACAAAAGUAGAUGUCUGCACAAAAAAAUAUGCUCCCGACCACGAACUCCGAAUUACAAGAAAACUAAAGUUAGAUGUAGAUGUAACAGAAAUAAUGAAACAGGGCAAUACCAAUCAGACCAAUGAAGGUUAUAAUGGAGAUACUUAUAAAGGUCACGAUGGCAUGAAACCAAAACAAGACAAUGAAAAUGUAUGCGAAAAUGUCACUGUAGAAAAUAUGACUAAUAAAAAUGAACAAACGAAUGAUGAUGACGUCAUUGUAACCAAUAAACGUCACGUCAUUGUAAAUGAAAAUAGUAAUGCAAGAAAGAUUAUACAAGAAAGUAUCGAAGAAAAACCAAAGUAUUCAGCAACAAAUAACGGUAUCGGGAAUAUUUUACAAAAAUACAGUAAAAUAUUAGUCAAACCUGAAACAUCUACACCGUCUUUUAACAAGAUUAAUAAGAAAGCUGACACCACAAGCACUAAAACUAUUGAGCACACCAUAUCCAAACCCAGAAAACCGUUUAAAAUCACCGAUAUUAAUGGUGUAGAGAUGCCUUUAUCUAUCGAUAUAACAAACACCAAUAAGCCAGUUGUUAGUAGUCAGAUCGAACCGGUUGCAACAGCUAAAAGAAUCAAAGUUGAAACUAAAGAAAAUAUAGAAUUGUAUAAACCAGAAGAUAUUAAUGUGAUCCCUGAAACUAACUUCAAAAAUAAAACAGUUGACUACAAUAAAUCUUUCGAAUCGCCUGUUUUGGCCCACAGUUUAAAAUUGGACUCAAUAGGAGAUAUUAAGAACGAAAAUAUAUUCAACCCAAAACAAGAUAUGAAAGACGAAAGUAUGUUUAAUCCAAAAUUACUAUUACAAUACUGUACUGAAAGUAAUGAAGACACUGAUAUAAUCUCUCCGCCAGCUGGUUUUAGUGAUGAUCCGCCUGUCUAUUCCCCUAUAGCUAGUCAAGAAAUUACAGAAUGUUACACCUUUAAUGAUCAAAUGGAAGAUAUGGAAGAUAACUUCAAUAGCGCUGCCUUAGAAUCAGAUUUGCAAUCUCCUAAAGAAAUGGAAACAUGGUGUUUAUCCAAAAACGACGAAACAUAUCAGUCACCAAUGCGAUCAGCUCCUUGGGUCAUUUCACAACGGGCACAUACUAAUUUAGGUGCAAGACGCGAUAAGUUGUGCCAGUUUAAGUUUGUAAGGAAAAAGCCGUAUAGGCCUAAAUGAGUGAUUUGAAUGAUUUGAAAUAAAAGUUCUUAAA